GUCGCCGCGAGCGGUAACCAAGGGGGGGCGUUUUCCACGUUACCAUGGUAACGCGUUAUGUGUCAGUUUAAUAAAGACCCUGAAAGAAAAGUACUUCACCAACAAAGUCAGUUUACCCUCCAGAUGAGCAAAAUCCCACUGAUUAGCUGCAGUAAGACUUGCCAGCUGAUUUUGGUUGGACUCAUCUACAGCUACGUGGCAACUUGUUUGUGCAGUCACAAAUUGAGACAGUGCGGUGAGAGGUGUGUGCAGCUCCCAAUAGGAUGGUGUGAGCCUGACGUGGAGAUGAACCUGUCAGACAUGACUGUGGACUUCUUAGCCCAGAGGGAGGAAUGGCUUGUCCUCAUUUAAACUCAUGGAGGCCAGGUGGAGAGCAGGACACAGACGAGAGGAGCUUGACCAGCCAGUGAGACAGAGAGGAGGGACAGACAGACAGAGACAGAGAGAGGUGGACCUGGAUCUGUCUGUCUCACACUGAAGAGUCCCGCUAAGUCAGACCAGUAGGACUUGGAGAAGAUGUGGAGCUUCGUUCCUCCUGUAAGACCUCACUGAAACUUUUGUGCGUAAAACCACCGAGGACAGGAGGAGGAGGAAGAGGAGGAGAGGUUGGAGCAGGACCGCGCAGACGAUGGGAGACUUUGCCUAGAUCCACAACAGGCACGGAGACAGCAUGGCAGUGGACGCGGCAUCCAGUUUUAGUUUCUGCAGGCCAGCUGUGGAGUACAGAGCUCUGCCCGAGGACUUCAAGCACCAGCUGAGUCGACGGACAGGUGGGAAUCUAACCUGGCAUGAUGGGCGUGGACAGAAAACCGCAGGAGGCAGGACAGUAAAGCUGCUGCAACAGCCGGGCACGGAGGCCCUGCAGUACCGUUCCAGUGACAAUUAUGGGAUCUAUCACACAAGCCCGACGCAGCCCAGCCUGAUCCGCCCGGUUGUACUUUGGUCACAACAAGAUGUUUGUAAAUGGCUGAAGAAGCACUGUCCGCACAACUACCUAACCUACGUGGAAGCAUUCUCGCACCACGCCAUCACAGGCCGAGCGCUGCUGCGUCUGAAUGGGGAGAAGCUGGCGAGGAUGGGACUGGUGCAGGAAACACUUCGACAGGAGUUGUUGCAGCAGGUGCUGCAGCUUCAGGUGCAGGAGGAGGGACGCAACCUGCAGCUGCUCAGCAGAGGUUCCUUUGGAAAUAUAUCGUAGCCAUGUUGUUGCUGGGAGAAGUCGGACGCUGUGGAUUUUAAACUCAAAUAAACUCAAAUGUGAAUCAGAUCUGUGGGGAUGGAUCCACCCAGCGAGCAGUGACAACCUGAAUUAUGUUGUUGAGCAGGGCGUUGGACAAACAGACAUAAAACAGACUGACGAUGAACUGUGAUGAAGAAGCUCCGUGACAAUCUGUCGAUUUAUUUCUUUAUUCUGUGAUUAAUUAUUAACUCUCUCUCUCUCUCUCUCUGGAAACUUUUUUUU
This is a messenger RNA of Larimichthys crocea (large yellow croaker), 1462 nucleotides long. It is a transcript of the gene samd10a, whose product is annotated as sterile alpha motif domain containing 10a. The coding region runs from base 671 to 1198 and encodes 175 amino acids. NCBI's taxonomy places the organism in Eukaryota, Metazoa, Chordata, Actinopteri, Sciaenidae. Gene Ontology annotation, molecular function: protein binding. The record is from RefSeq and is a predicted model, not a curated record. The transcript is spliced from 9 exons. Gene Ontology annotation, biological process: cell surface receptor protein tyrosine kinase signaling pathway. Gene Ontology annotation, cellular component: cytoplasmic side of plasma membrane.